AUGGAAGCUCAAGCUCAAGCUCAAGCUGAAGCUCCUAACAAGGGGGGUAUCGAAGAUGGUGAGGAUCCGAAGACUGCUGCCUUUAGGGAGCUGAGGGAAGAGACAGGAGUCAAUUCUGCAGAAAUACUUACAGAGGUUCCAUAUUGGUUGACUUAUAAUUUCCUACCCGAGGCUAGGGAAAGGCCCAAAAUCCACUGGGGUACCGAUUAUAAAGGCCAAGCGCAGAAGUGGUUCCUUUUUAAGUUUACUGGCAAAGAAGAGGAAAUCAAUCUUUUGGGUGAUGGAACAGAGAGGCCCGACUACGGGAAGUGGUCAUGGAUGUCGCCUGAGCAACUCAUCGAGCUUGUGGAAGACUGCAGGAAGCCUGUCUAUGAGGAAGUUUUGAGUUUCUUCAGUCCACAUCUCAAAGAGCAGCUUUGAAGCCUCGAAAGAUCUUUCCGUGCUUGAUAUGAUUUAGAACAGUUCUGCACUAAUAAAUCGGAAUUUGUCUCCGAUAAAGGCUUUGAAUUUCGGGUUCUAUAUACCAUUCAGUGUUUCAUAUAUCUAUAGCACCUUCCAGCAGUCGCAUUACUAUCAAAUGCCAAUCUGUCUUCAAAAACAUCUUCAAUGAAUAAAUAGGUCAGCCUUUCAGCUA
This is a messenger RNA of Punica granatum (pomegranate), 634 nucleotides long. NCBI's taxonomy places the organism in Eukaryota, Viridiplantae, Streptophyta, Magnoliopsida, Myrtales, Lythraceae. The record is from RefSeq and is a predicted model, not a curated record.